AUGAACAAUCCCUGGAUUUCUUCUUGUUAUAUACAUGUAUAUAUAUUUUUUUAACGAUUUUGAAGGAUAUGUGUGCAAUAAUUAAGAGCUUGUUAUUUUCUAUGAUAAUUCUGUCGGUUGAUUUUUGCCGUUCCAAAACAAUAAAAAUCGAAUAAAUUAUCAAUAUGACCCAUUAUAUAUUGUACAUAUUGAAGAUAUUGUUCAGAAGACGAAGUUCUCGAAUUCAAAGGGUCAAGCUCCCGUUCAAUUAUCUCUUUAAAAGUGAAAUUAUGGUUUUACACGGUCUCGACUUCUUGAUAUUGUAUAAUCUUGCCAUAAUACAAGAACCACGAAUUGGAUCUAGUAUAGGCUUUUGCUUUUGUUUUUUCUUUGCAUUCAGUUUGUCACGAUUUUCUUCUAACAUAUUUUUUCCUUUUCUCCUGGUUUCUUUAUAAGUAUUAUAUUGAUAUCCUGAUUUCAUUGCAG
This is a messenger RNA of Cokeromyces recurvatus, 465 nucleotides long. RefSeq lists its product as uncharacterized. Bases 165 to 434 code for a protein of 89 amino acids. The transcript has a single exon. The record is from RefSeq and is a predicted model, not a curated record. NCBI's taxonomy places the organism in Eukaryota, Fungi, Mucoromycota, Mucoromycetes, Mucorales, Mucoraceae.